GGAGAAUGGCGACCAGCCGAGCAAGGAGGAGAAGAGAAGGGAGGAGGGAAACGGGACACAAAUAAAACCUCAUGUAUGAACGCGGACCAAAAACAGCACUGAAGACACGCAGAGGAAGACAAGACGAAGAAAAAAAGACUUAAAAAAGCUGCUUCGAACAAGUUACGCUGGACGUUUAUCCAGAGGCGCCCGACACGAAGGUCUACUGUCCUUCCCCGUUUUCCUUGAACGAACGAGCCAAGCAUGCCUGUUGUGUCUGCGAGCACGGAUAUACACGAGACUCUGGCCCUGCUGACUUCUCAUCUGCACCCUAAUGCCAACCACAAGGAGAACUUGGGCUUCCUCAAAGAUGUCUUCAGUGAGAAGAGCCUUGGCUACCUCAUGAAGAUCCACGAGAAACUGAAGCUGUAUGAGAAGCAGAGCCCGACUCCGGUUUUCCACAGCGCUUCCUGUCUGGCGGAUGACCUGAGCGAGGAACUCCAAAACGGGCUUCUGGAGGAGGACGAGAGAGAGCUGUUGCUUCUGCUGGGCACGCCUCACCUUAAGGCCGUGCUGUCGGCGCACGACACGGUGGCCCAGAAGAACUUUGACCCGGUACUGCCUCCCCUGCCAAAAGACUUGGACCACGAGCUGGACGAAGAGUCGGUCAAAAUCGUCCGACUGGUCAAGAACAAGGAACCUCUGGGAGCGACCAUCCGUCGAGACGAGUCCACCGGCGCCGUGGUGGUGGCGCGCAUCAUGAGGGGCGGAGCCGCCGACCGCAGCGGUCUGGUGCACGUCGGGGAUGAGCUGCGGGAAGUCAAUGGCAAUUUGAUAACCCACAAAAGGCCUGAUGAAAUCAGCCACAUUCUGUCGCAGUCUCAAGGAUCUAUUACGUUGAAAAUCAUCCCGGCCGUCGUGGAAGACGACAAGAUGAAGGAAAGCAGGGUUUACAUACGCGCUCUGUUCGACUACGUCCCCUUGGAGGACCGGGCGGCGCCCUGCCAGGAGGCGGGCCUUCCUUUUAAGCGAGGGGACAUCCUUCAAGUGGUGAGCCAGGAAGACGCCACCUGGUGGCAGGCUAAGAAAGUGGGGGACUCCAACCUGAGAGCUGCGCUCAUCCCCUCUGCGCACUUCCAGGAGAGACGCCUGCGCUACCGACUGAAGACGAGCUCCUUCCCACUCUGCGCAUCCCCUAAUGUCAUCAAAUACCAUCCGGCUCAUGCAGAUGAGGUCGACUACACUAAAGACGGAGCCGGCACGCGCCGAAGUUUCCGCAUGAAGAGGGAGCGACAGAGUUCACCGGGAGACGAUUUCUACGAUUUCCACAUCUACGAAGAAGUUGCGCUUUACGUGCCUCGACCUGGGGACAGGCCCAGACUGGUGGUGCUGCUCGGUGGGUGGCGUCGCACGACUACGCGCUCCGGAGCUGAGGGAUUUAGUGUAUUUUGUUCAGGUUCGCUGGGAAGUCGCACAGCAGAGCUGAAACAGAAGAUGAUCGCAGACAAGCCCAAAAUCUACGGAUUGGCCGUCCCACACACGACCCGACCGAGGAAGAGCCACGAGCGCGAGGGGGUGGAGUAUCACUUCAUCACCAAAGCUCAUUUCCAGGCCGACAUCCACAACGGCAAGUUCAUCGAAUACGGAGAAUAUAAAGACAAUUUGUACGGCACCGGCCUGGAGUCCAUUCACAGAACUCUGCUUCAGAACAAGAUGUGCCUUGUGGACGUGCAACCGGAGGCCUUGAAGGUUCUUCGCACGUCGGCCUUCAAGCCUUUCGUCGUCUUUGUGAGACCGUCCCUCCUGGAGAGCGAGAUGAAAUCUUUCAGCUCGUGCUCGUCGCUCGUCAGCGUCGCCGUCACGGAGCACGAUCUCCAAGACAUGAGGCAGUCGGCCGAGCAGUUGGAGCAGCGGUACGGCCACUUGUUGGACCACAUCCUGGUGAAGGAAGAAACUUCCGGCGCCGCCGCCCAACUGGACGCCGUCUUGGAACGUUUGCGACUGGAGCCUCAGUGGGUCCCCGCGUCCUGGCUCCGGACCUGAGAAGACUACCUCGUUGUUGCCAAACUCUCCACUUUUUCGUUGGUUAGAACUCCAUGUGCCAAAACACACUUUUCAAGAGGAAAAGCUUGUCAGAAAUGCGCACAGAAUCAUUCAGUGGCAGCUACUCAUCCAUUCUUUGUUGUUAAUAAAAAGUUGUUUUUUGAAACCGCUUCUUGUUUGGGCAAUCCAUUUAUUUUAGGACAAAAGCAACAAUUAGAAAGCAGGCAAAUAUACACGUGACCGCAAAACGUCGAG
Molecule: messenger RNA, 2277 nt
Organism: Corythoichthys intestinalis (scribbled pipefish)
Lineage: Eukaryota; Metazoa; Chordata; Actinopteri; Syngnathiformes; Syngnathidae
Product: MAGUK p55 subfamily member 3-like
Exons: 18
Coding region: 244-2022 (592 amino acids)
Cellular component (GO): cell-cell junction; plasma membrane
Molecular function (GO): protein binding
Source: RefSeq, a predicted model, not a curated record